Molecule: messenger RNA, 648 nt
Organism: Acytostelium subglobosum LB1
Lineage: Eukaryota; Evosea; Eumycetozoa; Acytosteliales; Acytosteliaceae
Exons: 4
Source: RefSeq, a predicted model, not a curated record
AUGGGAAAUGUAGAGUCGGGUAUAUCAGAUGAGUAUAAACGAGUCAAUAAGAAUGAUAAGUCAUAUAUAGUACUGGAUGAACUUCUAGAGAUGCAACCACCUAGAGAAUGUACGAUCGAUACCAGCCAUCUGGGGACUUUGUUUGCGAUUGAUCGUCGUCUGACGGGGAGGUUCUACGAGUGCGAUAUAUUAGAGUUCACAAGGCUGUACGCCACACAGCUACAACAGAAUGGUGGCAAGGAUGACUUUCAAUCAAAGUUCCAAGCCUAUUGUACCCUAAAGAUGUGGAAUGAGAUAUCAAAGCCAGAGGGUUCCGAUGUCUUUGUUGAAUGGUUCUCCAAACUGUUCACAGAGAAUCCAAGCUACAUCCAAUCAUUCAAACAUCAUCCAGACACAUUAUUCUUGACAAGUGAUGCAAUCAAGAAAAUGUACCAAAUAUUGUCAAUUAAGAACUAUUAUGGUGGAGACUUUAGAAGUUUCUUUGAUUUGAUGCAACGAUCGGCUGAGGAACAAGGCUUUAUGAAGUUGGAUGAGGAUGAGUUGGACGAUGUUAUACCCUUGGUCAUCCUCAAGCACUUUUCAAAGGACUUUAUCACUGGAUUUGUAAAGCUAAUGUCCGAACUUGGAUUCCAACCAGAUAUGCUUAUU